Magnolia sinica is the source of this 8627-nucleotide messenger RNA. RefSeq names its product protein ILITYHIA. NCBI's taxonomy places the organism in Eukaryota, Viridiplantae, Streptophyta, Magnoliopsida, Magnoliales, Magnoliaceae. The coding region runs from base 313 to 8196 and encodes 2627 amino acids. The record is from RefSeq and is a predicted model, not a curated record. Gene Ontology annotation, molecular function: protein kinase regulator activity. Gene Ontology annotation, biological process: regulation of translation; cellular response to amino acid starvation. The transcript has 60 exons. Gene Ontology annotation, cellular component: cytosol.
UGCUGCUUUUUAAAGCAUUAUUUAACACUUCAGUCCCUAAAACCCUAGCGUUUCCUCCGGAGGUGGGAAGAAGAAGAAGAGCUUAGACUCAGAUCCACCACCGGACUGGAACUCUCAAAUACUCCAAAUCUAAUAAGAGUAAGAAAAAUCCUACAGCACUAUUUCUCUCGGCAUCGAAAUCCAUAUAACUGGAAAUCUCCAUAAACCCUACAUCAAAAUCCAAGGCGGAAUCCCUCCCUUUUCAUGGAUUCAUAGGGCUGGAAAAGGUGUCCCAAAACCCUAGUUCGGUACUGUUAUCAGCACUUUGAUUCAAUGGCUCAUUCGGUGGAAGUGCUGAGCUCUGCUGCCGAAGCGGUCUCGACGUCGUCUACGAAACAGCGGGUUAGAAUAUUUCGCGAUGAAAUUCCAUCCGUUCUGCAGAAUUCAGAGAUGUCAAAUGAUGUUGUGUCAUUAUUGGUUGAUACCAUUUUCAAAACGUUGUUUAUAUAUGAUGACCGAGCAUCGAGAAAAGCUGUAGAUGACAUGAUUAUCAAAGUGUUGGGUGAAGCCACCUUUAUGAAGAGCUUUGCUGCUGCACUUGUUCAGGCUGCAGAAAAGCAGCUAAAGACAAAGUCUGCUAUAGGAUGCUACAAGCUUCUCAAGUGGUCUUGCCUCCUCCUAAGAUGGAGUCAGUUUACUUCUGUAUCGAAGAAUGCUUUUUUGAGAGUUGCCACAUCUCAAGCCUCCCUUCUUCAUAUCCUUCUUCAGGGUUCUUUCCGCAUUCGAAGGGCUUGCAAACAAAUAUUUUUUCAUCUAUUCUCUGAGUCACCGGACCUUUACAAAAUGUACAUGGAAGAGUUGAAGGAUUCAAGAAUAUCCUAUGGAGAUGGUGGUGAAUUGGUAAGGGUGUUGCUCGAUUACUCGACCACAAACUCUUCUCUGUUUGAUCAAUACAAGCCGAUAUUUCUUGAUUUGUAUCUGAGAGCAGUUCUGAAUGCGAGGGAGGAACCAACAAGGGCUCUCAGUGAGGCUUUUCGUCCACUUUUCAAGUGUAUGGUACAUGAAGAUUUUAAGACUGUUGUGGUUCCAUCCUCUAUUAAGAUGCUGAAGCGGAAUCCAGAGAUUGUGUUGGAAUCAGUUGGGGUUCUGUUGAAAGCAGUCAAUCUCGAUUUGAGUAAAUAUGCCAUCGAAUUUCUUUCAGUGGUCCUGCCACAGGUUCGCCAUGCUGACGAAGGAAGGAGACUAGGGGCUCUGGCAAUUGUUGGCUGCUUGAGUCAAAUGUCUAGUGAUCCUGAUGCUCUUCCGGCAAUGUUCAGUGCCAUCAAAGCCAUCCUUGGAGGAUCAGAAGGAAAACUGGCAUUUGCUUACCAGAGGGUUGGAAUGAUCAAUGCAUUGCAAGAAUUGUCAAAGGCUCCAGGCGGGAAAACGCUGAACAGCUUGGCACCUUCUAUAAGUGGCUUCCUUUUGUCCUGUUACAAGGAGGAUGGCAGUGAGGAGGUGAAGCUUGCUAUCUUGUCUGCAAUUGCCUCUUGGGCUGAACGAUCUGCAGAAGCUGUUCAACCUGAUGUAGUUUCUUUUAUUGCUACGGGCCUUAAGGAGAAGGAAACUUUAAGAAGGGGGCAUCUCCGAUGUCUUCGAGUAAUCUGCAAGAAUCCUAACACACUAACACGGGUGUCGCCUUGGCUGGAGUCUCUAGUCCAGCUAGUAAAAACAGGUUUCAUGAAAGCAGCACAACGGUUGGAUGGAGUUUAUGCACUCUUUUCAGUCUUGAAGAUUGCCUCCACUGAUACCGGAGCAGAGGAGCUUUUGGUGAAAGAAAAGAUCUGGAUGUUGAUAUCUCAAAAUGAACCGUCAGUCAUAUCUAUGUCACUGGCUUUAAAGUUAUCAAAUGAGGAUUGUAUAGCAUGUUUAGACCUUCUUGAGGUGCUGUUUGUGGAAUAUCAGCACAGGGUUUUGGAUACCUUGUCAGUUAAACCAAUGUUACAGUUGAUACUUUACCUAGUGUGCCAUCCAAGUUGGGACAUUCGUAGGGUGGCUUAUGAAGUUACCAAAAAGAUCGCCGCUGGUUCCUCGCAAUUUUCUGAAGAUCUCUUAGUUGAAUUUACAAAUUGGCUUUCCGAUAUUGGAGAGAGAAUGUGUCUACUGAAAAAAGGUGACAUGGAAAAUUCAGUGGAUGCUCAAAUGCCUUUCCUCCCAUCUGUUGAGGUGUUGGUGAAGGCUCUGAUUCUGAUUUCAUCACCAGCUAUGGCCAGUGGUCCAAGCACAUGCACGAGACUAUUGUUUUGCUCACACCAUCCUGUCAUUGUUGACACUGCUCAUGGAAAUGGCGUAUGGAAGAGGCUUCAGAGAAGUUUGCAGAGGCAUGGGUUUGAUGUUAUCAGCGUCAUCGCUGCAAAUGUGAGGACCAUAUGCAAGGGUUUAUUAGGAUCAAUGGGAUUAAUGAGUCCUAACGUAAUGGAACAACGUGCUGCUAUAAGUUCUUUAAAGUCCUUGAUGUCUAUACUACCGAAGGAUACCUUUUUGGAGUUUGAGAAGCAUUUAAAUGAACUUCCGGACCGGAACUUACAUGAUGCACUUUCGGAAAAUGACAUAAAGAUUUUUCAUACUCUGGAAGGUGUGCUCUCCAGUGAGCAAGGUGUUUAUGUUGCAGAGACUGUCACUGUUAAAAAUGCUAAACAAGCAAAGGGUCGUUUCCGGGUUUAUGAUGACCAAGAUGAUAAAGAUAAUGUCAGAUCUCCUGUACAAAGAGAGGCAAGUAAAGCAACAGGCUUGGGGAAAAAGGACGUUGGCAAAGCAACCAAAAAGAAUGUUCAAGGAGACAAAGUUAAGUCUGCAAAGGAAGAGGCACGGGAGUUGCUGCUUAGAGAGGAAUCCUCCAUCCGUGAAAAGGUUAGUUGUAUCCAGAAGAAUCUCUCGGCCAUGCUGAUAACUCUCGGGGAAAUGGCCAUAGCUAAUCCGGUAUUCACACAUGGUCAACUGCCUUCGCUGGUAAAGUUUGUUGAUCAUUUGCUGCGUUCACCAAUAGUGAGCGAUGUAGCAUUUGAGACGAUGCUGAAGCUUGCAAGAUGUCUAGCGCCCCCUCUAUGUAAUUGGGCACCUGAGAUUGCUGCUGCUUUACGUAUAAUUGUGACAGCGGAAGUUCGUAUUGUGUGGGAGUUAAUUCCAUUAGUUGGGGAAGGGGAAGUCCAAGAAAGGCCAAGUAUGGGUCUUUUUGAAAGAAUAAUUGCCGGCCUUUUGAUAUCCUGCAAAGCUGGACCUCUUCCAGCAGAUUCUUACACUUUUGUAUUCCCGAUUUUGGAGCAGAUUUUGUUGUCAUCGAAGAAAACAGGGCUUCAUGAUGAUGUGCUUCAGAUUAUUUCUCUGCACUUGGAUCCUAUACUGCCUCUUCCCAGACUUCGAAUGCUAUCAGUUCUUUUUCAUGUUCUUGGUGUUGUUCCGGCCUGUCAAGUGUCAGUUGUACCCAUGUUGAAUGAAUUAUGUCUGGGUCUACGACCAGAUGAACUGGCACCAGCACUGUGUGGAGUAUAUGCUAAAGACGUUCAUGUGAGGCUUGCCUGCUUAAAUGCCGUAAAAUGCAUUCCUGCUGUUUCUGGCCGUUCCAUUCCUCAGAGUAUUCAGGUUGCAACAAGCAUUUGGAUUGCUUUACAUGAUCCGGAAAAGUCUGUUGCAGAAGCAGCGGAGGAUGUAUGGGACCGUUAUGGGUUUGAUUUUGGAACUGACUAUUCGGGUAUUUUUGAUGCACUUUCUCAUAUCAACUAUAAUGUUCGCAUGGCUGCUGGGGAGGCGUUAGCUGCAGCUUUGGAUGAAAACCCAGACACCAUACAAGAAACACUAUCAACUUUAUUUUCUUUGUACAUCCGCGAUGUUGGUGCUGGAGGAGAAACUGUGGACCCUUGUUGGCUGGGUAGACAAGGGAUAGCUUUGGCUUUACAUUCUGCUGCUGAUGUAUUGAGAACUAAGGACCUUCCUGUUGUCAUGACAUUCCUGAUAUCACGAGCCCUGGCUGACCCUAAUAUGGAUGUCCGGGGAAGAAUGAUUAAUGCUGGCAUUAUGAUUAUCGAUAAGCAUGGAAGAGAUAAUGUUUCAUUGCUUUUUCCCAUCUUUGAGAACUACUUGAAUAAAAAGGCAUCUGAUGAAGAAAGAUAUGAUUUGGUUCGUGAGGGGGUUGUUAUUUUCACGGGAGCACUGGCAAAACAUUUGGCUAAGGAUGAUCCAAAAGUUCAUUCUGUUAUUGAGAAGCUGUUGGAUGUAUUAAACACUCCAUCAGAGGCAGUUCAACGGGCGGUCUCAAACUGCCUAUCGCCAUUAAUGCACUCAAAACAAGAAGAUGGUCAGGCACUUGUUUCCAGGCUGUUGGACCGAUUAAUGAAUAGUGAAAAGUAUGGGGAGCGUCGUGGAGCAGCAUUUGGACUUGCUGGUGUGGCUAAAGGCUUUGGAAUUUCUUCUCUAAAGAAAUAUGGAAUUGUUGCUGUGUUACGGGAAGGUCUGGAGAACAGGAAUUCAGCAAAAUCCCGUGAAGGAGCUUUACUUGGAUUUGAAUGCCUCUGCGAGAAGCUUGGUAGACUGUUUGAACCGUAUGUAAUCCAAAUUUUACCCUUGCUUCUUGUCUCUUUCUCCGAUCAAGUUGUUGCUGUACGUGAAGCCGCAGAAUGCGCUGCUCGUGCAAUGAUGUCUCAACUUACUGGACAUGGAGUGAAGCUUGUCCUUCCCUCACUUCUUAAGGGUCUUGAAGAUAAAGCUUGGAGAACUAAGCAAAGUAGUGUACAACUACUCGGUGCUAUGGCUUACUGUGCUCCUCAGCAAUUGUCUCAGUGUCUCCCAAGGAUUGUUCCCAAACUAACGGAGGUACUGACAGACACACAUCCGAAAGUCCAGUCUGCUGGACAGAUGGCACUUCAGCAGGUUGGCAGUGUGAUAAAGAAUCCAGAAAUAGCUGCGCUUGUCCCUACCCUUUUAUUGGCCCUUACUGAUCCCAAUGAUUAUACGAAGCACUCCCUUGAUAUUCUUCUUCAAACGACUUUUAUUAAUUCAAUUGAUGCACCGUCACUAGCAUUAUUGGUGCCUAUUGUCCAUAGAGGCUUAAGGGAAAGGAGUGCUGACACUAAAAAGAAAGCAGCCCAGAUAGUUGGAAACAUGUGUUCACUUGUGACUGAACCGAAGGAUAUGAUUCCUUAUAUAGGGUUGUUGCUUCCUGAAGUCAAGAAGGUUCUUGUAGAUCCCAUACCAGAAGUUCGUUCUGUUGCUGCCAGGGCUCUUGGAUCUCUUAUAAGAGGAAUGGGAGAAGAAAACUUCCUGGAUCUUGUACCAUGGCUGUUAGAUACAUUGAAGUCCGAUAAUAGCAAUGUUGAACGUUCUGGAGCAGCCCAAGGGUUGAGUGAGGUUUUGGCUGCUCUUGGAAAAGAAUAUUUUGAAUCGAUUCUUCCUGACAUAAUUCGUAACUGUUCUCACCAAAGGGCAUCUGUGCGUGAUGGGUAUUUAACACUUUUCAAGUACAUGCCGAGGUCUUUAGGUGUCACAUUCCAGAAUUACUUGCAGCAAGUGUUGCCUGCUAUUUUGGAUGGGCUUGCUGAUGAGAAUGAAUCUGUACGUGAUGCGGCGCUCAGUGCUGGGCAUGUCUUAGUUGAGCAUUAUGCAACAACGUCUUUACCUCUACUUCUUCCUGCUGUAGAGGAUGGUAUUUUCAAUGAUAAUUGGCGCAUUCGGCAGAGUUCUGUUGAGCUGUUGGGCGAUCUACUAUUCAAGGUUGCCGGAACUUCGGGAAAAGCAAUUCUUGAGGGUGGCAGUGAUGAUGAAGGUUCUAGCACUGAGGCACAUGGGCGUGCUAUCAUUGAAGUGUUAGGGAGGGAUAAGCGCAAUGAAGUUCUUGCUGCAGUUUAUAUGGUUCGCACUGAUGUCAGCUUAUCAGUGCGGCAGGCUGCCUUACAUGUGUGGAAAACUAUAGUAGCAAAUACUCCAAAGACACUCAGGGAAAUAAUGCCAGUUUUGAUGAACACACUUAUUUCAUCCCUUGCAUCGUCUUCCUCAGAAAGGCGACAGGUUGCAGGAAGGGCUUUGGGGGAGCUUGUUAGGAAGCUUGGUGAAAGGGUCCUGCCAUUGAUUAUUCCAAUUUUAUCUCAAGGGCUAAAAGACCCAAACACAAGCAGAAGACAAGGGGUAUGCAUUGGUUUGAGUGAAGUGAUGGCAAGUGCUGGUAAGCACCAGUUAUUGAGUUUCAUGGAUGAACUCAUCCCUACAAUUCGAACAGCCCUCUGUGAUAGCAUGCCUGAGGUUCGUGAAUCUGCAGGCUUAGCAUUCAGCACACUUUACAAGAGUGCUGGAAUGCAAGCAAUUGACGAAAUCGUGCCCACGCUUUUGCAUGCUUUAGAGGAAAAUGAAACCUCAGAUACUGCCCUUGAUGGCCUCAAACAAAUCUUAAGUGUCAGGACUUCAGCUGUUUUGCCUCAUAUCUUGCCGAAACUGGUCCAUCUUCCGCUUUCUGCCUUUAAUGCCCAUGCACUUGGAGCUUUGGCAGAGGUUGCGGGACCUGGCCUUAAUUUUCACCUUGGAACAAUUCUUCCAGCCUUACUGUCUGCUAUGGGUGAUGAUGAUGUGGAUGUCCAACAAUUGGCAAAGAAGGCUGCAGAAACUGUGGUUUUGGUCAUUGAUGAUGAAGGUGUGGACUCAUUGAUCUCAGAGCUGCUUAAAGGUGUUGGUGAUAACCAGGCUUUAAUGCGGAGGGGUUCUUCCUAUCUAAUAGGAUAUUUCUUCAAACAUAGCAAAUUGUAUUUGGUUGAUGAAGCUCCAAACAUGAUAUCGACACUGAUUAUUUUGUUAAGCGAUUCAGAUUCAGCAACUGUUUCGGUUGCUUGGGAAGCUUUAGCAAGAGUUGUUGCCUCAGUUCCCAAAGAAGUACUUUCUUCGUAUAUAAAAUUAGUACGUGAUGCUGUCUCUACAGCAAGAGAUAAAGAACGAAGAAAAAGGAAGGGAGGACCCGUCCUUAUACCUGGUUUCUGCCUUCCCAAAGCUCUUCAACCAUUGCUUCCAAUAUUUCUUCAGGGUUUGAUAAGUGGCUCGGCUGAAUUAAGAGAGCAAUCAGCACAGGGGUUGGGUGAAUUGAUUGAAGUGACUAGUGAACAAGCACUGAAGGAGUUUGUCGUUCCAAUAACUGGGCCUCUCAUUCGGAUCAUUGGCGACAGGUUCCCUUGGCAGGUGAAAAGUGCCAUUCUAUCAACUUUGUGCAUCGUAAUAAGCAAGGGAGGGAUUGCAUUGAAGCCUUUUCUUCCACAGCUUCAGACAACGUUUAUCAAAUGCCUGAAGGAUACUGCAAGGACGGUUCGUUCCAGUUCUGCCCUUGCACUUGGAAAGCUUAGUGCCCUCAGCACUAGGGUUGACCCUUUAGUUAGUGAUCUUCUGUCCACUUUGCAGGAAUCGGAUGGUGGGGUUCGAGAGGCUGUGCUGACUGCUCUUAAGGGUGUGUUGAAGCAUGCUGGUAAGAGCGUAAGUAAAGCUGUUAGAUCUCAUGUGUGCAACCUCCUCAAAGAUUUGAUACAGCUCGAUGAUGAUCAAGUUCGAAGAUCUGCUGCAAGAGUACUGGGAAUCAUAUCACAGUACAUGGAGGAGGGCGAGCUCUUUGAUCUGAUGACGCUGCUGUUAAAUUUGGUUUCAGCUCCAACCUGGUGGGUCAGGCAUGGAUGCAUCCUUUCAUUCUCGUCCAUGUUUAUGCACAACCCAGCCAUGGUAUGCCUGUCUCCAGUGUUCCCAUCAGUUGUAGACCACCUUAAAGAUGCCUUGAAAGAUGACAAGUUUCCUAUCCGUGAGUCCGCAACUAAGGCGUUGGGAAGGCUUCUAGUAUCGCAAGCUCAAAAUGAAGCACUGAGCACUAAUGCUAGGUUGGAACUUCUUCCAUUGCUAGUGUCAGCUCUGCAGGAUGACUCUAGUGAAGUCAGAAGAAGAGCUUUAUCUGGCCUGAAAGCAGUUGCAAAGGCAAACCCUUUUGCGGUUAUGAGCGAUAUUUCAAUUUCGGGCCCAGCACUUGCAGAGUGUUUAAAGGAUGGAAACACCCCAGUGCGGCUUGCUGCAGAACGUUGUGUUCUGCAUGUCUUCCAAUUGACGAAAGGUGCGGAGAAUGUUCAAGCUGCACAAAAAUACAUCACGGGCUUGGAUGCAAGGCGGUUAUCAAAGUUUCCUGAACACAGUGAUGAUAGUGGAGAUAGUGAUGAUGAAAUGGAAACUAACUGAUGUUUUGGGCAUUCACUGGACCACUUUCACCACAUACUCCUGCGUCAGGAUGGGAUUUUGCAUAGUUCAAAGUUGACCAGGGAUUUCCUUUUACAUUCUUAUAGUGAUUCAGGGGGGUUCAGUCUCCAGUAACAUAUUUUUUUGUUACAGAGCUUCCGGGAAGAGGGAAGAUGACUGGGAGGAUUUUUUUUUUUCCCCCGAGGCUUUUUUUUUAAUAUAAUUAUUAUUAUUAUUGGUAAUGGCAUUUUGUAUAUUUAUCAUAUGUAUUCAAGUUUUGUUCCCUUUAUAUAUGCUAUCUUCUUUGAUAAUGGGGAAAAAAAGGUCGCACUUGCUUCUGCUUCUGUAGCUUUUUGUACUUCUAUUACAAGCAGUUUUGGGAUGUGAAAUGGUUGGAGAAAUUGAAUAUGGAAACUUCCAUCGCUAUUUCUUGA